AUGGGGGACUUCGUGUACCCGGCCGAAGGGUGUUUCACCGCGCCUGAUAAGGAAGCCGAGGAGAUCAAUUCCUUCCUCGCGUGGAUCCACAAUCGAAGCAGUCACGACGAAGCAUUCGCAAGAAUUCUCAACUACCACAUCAAAAGAAAAGGUGAAAACGACGAAAACCGAAUGGCGAAGUUUUUCGCCCUCAGGGGUCCUGACGAAAUCACCUCUACCUUGCUGCACGCCGAAUUAGACAACUGGCUUCAAGAUCCAUAUACAUUCUGGGUCCGACCUGGGAGGAGAUCUCACAUGUCUAAGGUUCCUCUUAUCGAGAUCGUGAAAAGCUUUAUCCAAACCGAGCGAGACGAUGCCUAG
This is a messenger RNA of Cyphellophora europaea CBS 101466, 360 nucleotides long. RefSeq lists its product as uncharacterized. The coding region runs from base 1 to 360 and encodes 119 amino acids. NCBI's taxonomy places the organism in Eukaryota, Fungi, Ascomycota, Eurotiomycetes, Chaetothyriales, Cyphellophoraceae. The record is from RefSeq and is a predicted model, not a curated record. The transcript is spliced from 2 exons.